This is a messenger RNA of Fibroporia radiculosa, 2565 nucleotides long. RefSeq lists its product as uncharacterized. NCBI's taxonomy places the organism in Eukaryota, Fungi, Basidiomycota, Agaricomycetes, Polyporales, Fibroporiaceae. Gene Ontology annotation, cellular component: membrane. Bases 1 to 2565 code for a protein of 854 amino acids. Gene Ontology annotation, molecular function: calcium channel activity; calcium ion binding. The transcript has 17 exons. The record is from RefSeq and is a predicted model, not a curated record. Gene Ontology annotation, biological process: intracellular calcium ion homeostasis; calcium ion transmembrane transport.
AUGUCCCUCGGCGGCAGAAACGACUUUUCGUCGUCCUCCCGCCCCAUCUCCCCCGCCGUGCAGUUCGACUCCGAUCCGAACACCCCGUCUCAUCCUCUCCUGCCGGGGCAGUACCACAAGGGAUACUGGCAGCACGCCGGUAAGCAGAGCAAGGCGGACGAGUUGGGAAGCGAACCCCGCUCGCGCGACUACGCCGCACACGACCAGGAGCCCGCCCCGGCUUACCCUGGCACACACCGCCGGAACGAGACCGCCGACUACCAUCCCGCGAACAACAGGAGCAGCUGGGACCUCCUCGGUGGCAUCCGGCGGCUCGAGCACUCGUACGUGGAAUUUGAUCCCCGGCGCGCGAGCGAGGCGCACCUCGUCUUCGCGGAGGGCGACCUCCCCAAAAAUGCCGUGAGUCUUGGCGUCUUCAUUGCGUGCUACGUAGAUCCGCGCACUCACAUGCAGCCCCGUAAGUUUUCGCGAGUGUACAAUUAUCUCAUAAAUGUGUCGAUUGUGACGCGCUGGACGCUCUUUAUCGUUCCCUUCUUGGGGCUGCUCUGGAUCCCCGGCAUCCUCGGGCUCACGUCGUACAAGAAUUCGACGAUAUGGGGUGUCAAAUUGAUCUGGUGGAGCAUCUGGCUCACGGUCGUGUGGUGUGGCUGGUGGGGUGCAUUAGCUGCUACCAUGCUUCUGCCAUCCGUCGCUCGUAACACCAUUGGAGUGGUGGCGGUAGGUAUGCGGCGUUACAUCGAGUGGCUGGGACCACUUCGGAGAUACAUUGCUCUGUUUGUGUGGACUCUCGUCGUGUGGAUCUCGUUCCAGCCGCUCAUCAACACUCGAAGAGAGCCCAACAUCAGCUCUGGCAGCGGCACGGCGUUAUCCACCGCAGCAAGGAUUUUCUUCGCCUUGUUCGAAUGUGCGAUCAUUCUGCUCGGCGAGAAAGUGGCCAUCCAGUACAUUGCUGCAAAGUUCCACGAGCGCUCGUAUGCUGAGCGUGUUGCCGACCAGAAGUUCGCCGUGCGGAUACUCGUCAACUUGUAUCGCCAUUCCAGCGAUAUGCCCUGGCGUUCCGACACCCUUCGCGACGGUCAAGUCGACGCACAUGCACCGAAAAAGCCAAAGAAGCUUCUGAAGAAGGCGCUGCAGGGCGUGAAGUUUGCAGCGACUACUACUACGACGGCACUAGGCAACGUUGCCUCGGAGAUCGCUGGAAGCUCCGUCUUGCAGCCGAACUCGCCUCAGGCUGUGGUCAAGACUGCUUUAGAGUCUGCUAACAAGUCUCGCUUGGCGAGCGCUCACUCCCUGAUGGUGAACGAUAUCAUGCCAUUCUUUCCCACUCCAGAGGAUGCAGAUGCCGCAUUUGCACUAUUUGACAAGGACAUGAAUGGUGAUGCUACACGGGACGAGGUGGAAAUCGCAUGCAUGGAAUGUCACCGAGAGCAGCUGUCCAUUGAGCACUCUAUGCGUGACCUGGAUAGCGCAGUUGGACGUCUGGAUAACAUCCUGAUGACUAUUUACGUCUUUGCGGCUAUUCUUAUCCUCGCUGUUGCCCUCGAAGCCCAGCUGCUCACGUUGGUCACCAGUGCGGGGACAUUCGUCCUUGGACUCAGCUGGCUGAUCGGAACGAGUCUUGGAGAAGUGCUCACGAGCAUUAUCUUCCUCUUCGUGAAGCACCCAUACGACGUCGGAGAUAGGGUCUCAAUAGACAGUUUGGACUACACUGUAAAGGAGAUACGCCUACUGAGCACAAUCUUCAUCGAUUCGAGCAAUUGUUCGGUCCAAGCGCCACAUUCAUUAUUGAACACGAAGUUCAUUCAAAAUUACCGACGGAGCCCUGUGAUGUCUGAGGCCUUCAAAUUUGAUGUUGCAUUCUCCACGACGUUCGAGCAACUUGAACAGCUGCGAGAGCUCAUGAUUGCAUUCUUGAAGUCUGAAAGGCGCGACUUCCUACCCAACUUUGAUGUAACCAUCGUCGGCGAGUGUCCUAGACCAAGACAAUCCUACUUGGAUCUCAUUCUUCUCUGCACAGACAUUCCUGCACAAGAGAAGAUGACACUGCACUCGGACAUUAAAUACAAAAGCAAUUGGCAACAGAGUGCCCUAAAAUCGACGCGUCGCAACAAGUGGAUUAGCGCGCUGAAGUCGGCCAUGGACAAGGCCAAAAUCUUCGGUCCCAAAGGCAAUCCCAAUGCGAUCCCGAGUGCCGAGCGGGUCACACUUGUGCCCUGGGAGCAGGUGGAAGCGGAAGAUAAGAAGAAGCUCGCGAAAGCCGAGGUUGAAGAAGCGAGGCAUCAGCAUUCCGGCAGUUUGCAAGAGCUCAGAGCGCCUUCUGCCCAUUGGAACCUCACCGACAAGGAAGCCAUCAUACUGGAUGACACACAGGAUGUCUUUGGCGAUGCAAAUUCGGUCGCGUCAAUAUCUCCUACCCCCAGCAGACCGGGAUCGACGGAGCCUCGCCGUCGUCAGCGUACGGCGAUGCCCGCCGCCGUUAGCAUGCCGUCGCCUCUGAUACACCAAUCCGGAGAAGAGAUCGAGAUGACGCAGUCGUCGUCGCAGCGUCAUUCGCCCUCGAGCUAG